This is a messenger RNA of Aphanomyces astaci, 327 nucleotides long. RefSeq lists its product as hypothetical. The record is from RefSeq and is a predicted model, not a curated record. Lineage: Eukaryota; Oomycota; Saprolegniomycetes; Saprolegniales; Verrucalvaceae. The transcript has a single exon. The coding region runs from base 1 to 327 and encodes 108 amino acids.
AUGUCGGACAAGUUCGGGUCGUACGUGUCAACGAACGAAGUCCAUACUCUUGCCAACAACAGAGACCUUCAAGACAUGAGGUAUGGGCACCAGUGGGUGAACUACACUGACAACUUCGUUGACCCCACCAUUGGUGCCACACCCAACGCAUCGAAGGUCUAUGGGAAAAAUCAAGUCAAGCGACAUAUCAAGACCAUGCGAGGUAUGGUGUCAGAUCUGUUACCUCCGUUCAUGGACGAAUGUCUGUGGCGCAGCUGGUACUUUCCACCGGGUGCCUCGGGCACAACCUACUUCAAAGGGUUAGUUGUAGGAGUUAAGAAGAAGUAG